AUGAGAAGAGGCAGAGGGAAAGGGAAGAAGCAGAAUGCGUCUGCUAGGGAAGAUCGUGGAAGUGGUGAAGAAGAAAAGAUUCCAGCUUACAGGAGAAGAGGAAGGCCACAGAAGCCGAUGAAAGAUGAUUUCGAAGAGGAGGAAGAGGAAGAAGAAGAAGAGGAGAUGGUAGAGAAGAUGGAAGAAGAAGAAGAAGUUGAUGAUGCAAACAAUGGUUCAAUAACAAGUAAAAGACAAGAGAACGAGAGGAAGAGGAAGAUAUCUAAUGGAAGCAAUAAAGAAGAAAAUGGGUUGGGAUCGAGAUCAAGCAACAACGAUGACUCCACGAAAUCGACAUCAUCUAUUGGGUUUAGACAAAUUGGAAGCAGGAGGAAAAGCAAGCCUAGACGUGCUGCUGAAGCUGUUGUGGAAUGUAAUGGAGUUUGA
Microthlaspi erraticum is the source of this 426-nucleotide messenger RNA. The record is from the annotation of a GenBank genome assembly. Lineage: Eukaryota; Viridiplantae; Streptophyta; Magnoliopsida; Brassicales; Brassicaceae.